Molecule: messenger RNA, 1033 nt
Organism: Drosophila biarmipes
Lineage: Eukaryota; Metazoa; Arthropoda; Insecta; Diptera; Drosophilidae
Product: translation initiation factor IF-2
Exons: 1
Coding region: 92-865 (257 amino acids)
Source: RefSeq, a predicted model, not a curated record
GCAUUCAAAUAGCUUAACCGUCUCAGCCUCAUUUCUACAUUUAUUUUCUACAGUAUUUUCCGGUAACUGCUUCCUAUUUUUGAAGAAGAAAAUGUCUCACAAUUCAGCAGCGACCCGCAAGGCAAAAUCCACCCGUUUGGAGAAUCCGUCGUUGACCCAGGCACAUCGACAGCAAGUCAAGGACUACGGAGUGCCCAAAGAAAAGAUUCCCAAGAUGAGUAACAGCCGACGCACCAGGACCUCCAAGCAUCAGGUCCCGGAACCACCAAAGGACAUCGACCAGCAUAUGAGCCAGUUAUGCAAGCAUUUUGAAGUGGCUCAGGCCUCCAAAAACUCGAUUAGAGUUGCUGGAGGAGGCAAUGCAGCAGUGGCACCCAAAUACCAAAGCAGGGUUAAUCUAAACAAUCAACCAUCCAAGCUUGUGCGACCCUCGGUGACCUCAACUAGUCUUCUCAAGCCGACACCCAAGGAGAUAAAAGAGUUUAGGGAAACCAAAGACAUCGCAAUUGUAAAGGAACCCAGAGAAACACGAGGCUUGAAGGAAGCCAAGGAGUCCAGGGAAGCGCGUGACUAUAGGGAACCCAAAGACUAUAAGGAAGCCAGGGAACCCAGGGACCCAAAGGAACUCAAAGAAUCCAAGGAUCCUAAGGCGAAGGCAGCCGAAAAAUCACCCAGUCAUAGUCACCGUUCUACCCGUUCGAGCACCAAUCGCACCAAGAACUAUUUCGACAAAUACCUCAAAUUUGCCUUUGAUCUGAGCACUCCCGAAGGAGUGCAGAAACUGGAGGACCACUUCUUCCCCAACCAAUCCUUCGGCCAGAGCCAAAAUCCUAGCGGAAAUUCGAACCUGAAGAGAGAGGAAUAAGUCUACCCUGAUUUAUCUGAUUCUAUAUGACCCCAUUAACUAUGUCGAACCUAAAUUUACAAGUUUUUUACAAGGGGACUAUAAAAUUUCAGCAAAAUGUCUUUGAGUUAUGUUGCAAUAUUGUGAAAAUGUUAAUAAAAUUCAACACUUUUGGUUUUCUGCUUAUUA